AUGGAGCAGAUGACACAAGAAGAUUAUGUGCUUCAACAAGUGAAGAAACACAUAACAGAUGGUUGGCCAUCUAGACCGAACCUACUUGGAGACAUAUUGCCGUACUGGCAACUUCGGUCAGAGUUAUCGGUGAUGGACGACCUUAUCUUCCGGGAAGAGCGCCUAGUCGUCCCAUCUCAACUAACAUCUGAACUGAUGACAACUGCGCACGAAUCGCACCCUGGGAUUGUGCGUACUAAGAGUCGACUACGAGAAAGUUACUGGUGGCCGGGCAUGGACCGUCAGGUGAAUGAAGUUAUUGGCUCUUGUCAUGUGUGUCAGUUGGCAGAUAAGUCUGCAAAGAUUACCUCUGCGCCGUUAAAGCCAGUGCCACUGCCUGACAAGCCAUGGGAGAAACUGGUCAUUGAUGUUGUCAGCCCGUUUAUUUGCGGACCGCGUGACGCGAGGUUUGCCAUUACAUUACUGGACUACUAUAGCCGUUGGCCCGAAGUCGCUCUGGUGUCAAGUGUUACUUCGAAGACAGUCAUUACUUUUCUGCUACAAGUUUUCAGUAGGGAAGGCUACCCAGAGUACUUAGUGUCAGAUCACGGUCCUCAGUUUACAUCGGACAGUUCGAAAUCUUUCUGA
This is a messenger RNA of Ornithodoros turicata, 627 nucleotides long. RefSeq lists its product as uncharacterized. Gene Ontology annotation, molecular function: nucleic acid binding. The record is from RefSeq and is a predicted model, not a curated record. Lineage: Eukaryota; Metazoa; Arthropoda; Arachnida; Ixodida; Argasidae. The transcript has a single exon. Gene Ontology annotation, biological process: DNA integration. The coding region runs from base 1 to 627 and encodes 208 amino acids.